CGUCAGGCCGUUUGUUGUCAUUGGCGGCACCCAAGAUGGCGUCCAUCGUGGAAGGGCCGCUGAGCAAAUGGACUAACGUGAUGAAGGGAUGGCAGUAUCGUUGGUUCGUGCUGGACUACAAUGCAGGGCUGCUCUCCUACUACACGUCCAAGGACAAAAUGAUGAGAGGCUCUCGAAGAGGAUGCGUUAGACUCAGAGGAGCUGUGAUUGGUAUAGACGACGAGGACGACAGCACCUUCACAAUCACUGUCGAUCAGAAAACCUUCCACUUCCAGGCUCGAGAUGCAGACGAGCGAGAGAAGUGGAUCCAUGCCUUAGAAGAAACUAUUCUUCGCCAUACUCUUCAGCUUCAAAUCAGUACCACACUUGCUUUUUUCCAGUCUUCUGGUAUCUCUCCAGUUCUUGAAUUUUCAAAAAUAAUUGGUUUGGAUUCAGGAUUCAUCCCCAGUGUCCAAGACUUUGAUAAGAAACUUACCGAGGCUGACGCGUACCUGCAGAUCUUGAUAGAACAAUUAAAGCUUUUUGAUGACAAGCUUCAAAAUUGUAAAGAUGAUGAACAGAGAAAGAAAGUUGAAACUCUCAAAGACACAACAAAUAGCAUGGUAGAAUCAAUUAAACACUGCAUUGUGUUGCUACAGAUUGCUAAAGACCAGAGUAAUGCGGAGCAGCACGCAGAUGGAAUUAUAAGUACUAUUAAUCCUGUAGAUGCAAUAUACCAGCCUAGUCCCUUGGAACCUGUGAUCAGCACAAUGCCUUCCCAGACUGCCUUACCUCCAGAACCCGCUCAGUUGUGUAAGUCAGAGCAGCGUCCAUCUUCCUUACCUGUUGGACCUGUGUUAGCUACCUUGGGACAUCAUCAGACUCCAACACCAAAUAGCACAGGCAGUGGGAACUCACCACCUAGCAGCAGUCUGACUCCUCCCAGCCAUGUCAACUUGUCUCCAAAUACAGUCCCAGAGUUCUCUUACUCUAGCAGUGAAGAUGAGUUCUAUGAUGCUGAUGAAUUCCAUCAAAGUGGCUCGUCCCCAAAGCGCUUAAUAGAUUCUUCUGGAUCUGCCUCAGUCUUGACACACAGCAGCUCCGGAAAUAGCUUAAAACGCCCAGAUACCACAGAGUCUCUGAAUUCCUCCAUGUCCAAUGGCACAAGCGAUGCUGAUCUUUUUGACUCACAUGACGACAGAGAUGAUGAUGGGGAGGCGGGGUCAGUGGAGGAGCACAAGAGCGUUAUCAUGCACCUCUUAUCACAAGUCAGGCUGGGGAUGGACCUCACAAAGGUAGUUCUUCCAACAUUUAUUCUCGAGAGAAGAUCUCUGUUAGAAAUGUACGCAGACUUUUUCGCACAUCCAGACCUGUUCGUGAGCAUUAGUGAUCAGAAGGAUCCCAGGGAUCGAAUGGUUCAGGUUGUGAAAUGGUACCUCUCGGCCUUCCAUGCAGGAAGGAGAGGAUCGGUGGCCAAAAAGCCGUACAAUCCUAUUUUGGGUGAGAUCUUUCAGUGUCACUGGACGUUGCCGAAUGAUACUGAAGAGAACGCAGAGCUCGUUUCAGAAGGGCCGGUUCCCUGGGUUUCUAAGAACAGUGUAACAUUUGUGGCUGAGCAAGUUUCCCAUCAUCCGCCCAUUUCAGCCUUUUAUGCUGAGUGUUUUAACAAGAAGAUACAAUUCAAUGCUCAUAUCUGGACUAAAUCAAAAUUCCUUGGGAUGUCAAUUGGGGUACACAACAUAGGUCAGGGCUGUGUCUCGUGUCUGGAGUACGAUGAGCACUACAUUCUCACGUUCCCCAAUGGCUAUGGAAGGUCUAUCCUGACAGUGCCCUGGGUGGAAUUAGGAGGAGAAUGCAAUAUCAACUGCUCCAAAACGGGUUACAGCGCAAACAUCGUCUUCCACACUAAGCCUUUCUAUGGGGGCAAGAAGCACAGAAUUACUGCAGAGAUUUUUUCUCCGAAUGACAAGAAAUCCUUCUGCUCAAUUGAAGGGGAAUGGAAUGGUAUCAUGUAUGCAAAAUACGCAACAGGGGAAAACACUGUCUUUGUAGACACCAAGAAGUUGCCUAUAAUCAAGAAAAAGGUGAGGAAGCUGGAAGAUCAGAAUGAGUAUGAGUCCCGCAGCCUUUGGAAGGAUGUCACUUUCAAUUUAAAAAUCAGAGACAUUGAUGCAGCAACGGAAGCAAAGCACAGACUUGAAGAAAGACAAAGAGCAGAAGCCCGAGAAAGGAAGGAGAAGGAAAUUCAGUGGGAGACGAGGCUCUUUCACGAAGAUGGAGAAUGCUGGGUUUACGAUGAGCCUUUACUGAAGCGUCUUGGUGCUGUGAAGCAUUAGGCUGACAACCGAGUUCACACCUGGUGACCAGGGCAGUAGGCGUAAUUAAGCAACAAUCGAUCUUCCUUCAGGAGAGCCUGUCACUUCCUUCUUAACGCAGUGGUUCCUAUCUCAGGGAUACUGGACUUGACGACACAGAUGAACAAUUAAAGUGGAAACCGCUUCCCUUUUCUCCUCUGUGGCAGUUACAAUUUUGACUUCAGGCCUGAGAAAAACUUCAGGUUUCGAAACAUGACAUCUCUUCCUUUUCCAGAUCCCAUGCUUUGAAAAAUAUUUAUAGACAGUUCCAGGUCU
Molecule: messenger RNA, 2609 nt
Organism: Mus caroli (Ryukyu mouse)
Lineage: Eukaryota; Metazoa; Chordata; Mammalia; Rodentia; Muridae
Gene: Osbpl9
Product: oxysterol binding protein like 9
Cellular component (GO): membrane; cytosol; Golgi apparatus
Molecular function (GO): sterol binding
Source: RefSeq, a predicted model, not a curated record